AUGUCGCAGCAGGGCGACGACGCCGUGUCGCUGGCGCAAGAGCCCCAGGACAACAACGGCGAGCUGAGACUGUCGACUGCAGACGAGGACAUGGCUGUCGAGGAGCACGACUCGUUUGAAGAUGCCGUCGACGCCGUGUCCGUCCGCUCCCUGACCAAAAGAGCCGUCUCCGUUACCGUCUCCAAGAGCCAAGUCCCCGGCGAAACGGACAGCACAGAAACACACACCAUCGAGGCCGACCCGCCAAGCCCGGCCGAGUCCCAGGCCAAGCGCCAGUCCCGCCGUCCAUCGUCGCCGCCCUCCAGCCGCAUAUCAGACGCCUCGAAUCUCGACAAUGUCAACCUGGACGACGAAGCAGCAGACAAGACUCAAGAGCCCCAGAGUCCUGCCGACAAAGACCACCAGCCCGGCAAGAAGCUAUCUCUAAAUAGCAUCACCGGAGCCCUCCCUUCCAUGCCCUGGUCCCCUCCAGCAGAAUCGCCCUCAAAGAGCUCCGCGCCGUCAAUGGCCGCAAUCGCCUCCCCGCCACCACCAGCAGCCCAUCCUCCCCCACCGACCCGAAAGCUCACCAGUCCCUUUUCGUGGCUAUCUCGAAAUACCUCAAGCACUAAGGAUAGGGACAGCCACAAUCCGGAAAUGAUGUUGAGCAGACUCGAGGAGGAGAACGAGGACGGCGCCAAUGGUUCGAAUCGCGAGAGCCUCAAAGACCGAUUCAAGGCAUUACGGAUGCAGGAGGAAGUCAGCACAUUGCCUCUGGGAGGAGACAGUGACAAAGCCAGCGAUGCUCUGGGCCUCGUCAAUCAAAGCGAAGAAGUCCCGGUACCCCUUCCUUCGCCAGUCCCCGGCCGCAACGAUGAUCUGGCUCCGGGCACGGUAUCGGGUAUCAAGGCUGGUCCGUCAGCGAUGCCGGAUACUCGCGUCGACUGGGACCUAUGGCAAUCCGUUGUUUACGAGGGUCCAGCAGCAGUGGCACGGACGAGCGCUGAAGAACUGAACAAGGCAAUUGCGAUCGGUAUCCCGAACGCUAUUCGUGGAGUCAUUUGGCAAGUUCUGGCCCGAAGCAACAACGAGGGUCUCGAGUCAGUUUACCAAGAGCUUGUCGCCCGAGGCACAGACAAGCACAAGGACCGGCACAGCAACAGCACGACGGCAAGCACCAUCAGCAAUGGCAGCCUCAGCACACAGAGCGGUGACGCGGUAGUUUCCUCGGCAUCGUCUGUACACUCGGAACAGUCGGGCACAAACGGGAGCUCGUCCCCGAAGGUGGACAAAAGCGCAGAGGUCGGGGCAAAGGAGCAAGCGACCGCAGCCGCAGAGCGAAAAAAAAAGGACAAGGAGGCCGCCGCGGCGCUGCAGAAGCUGGAGAAGACAAUACGUCGCGAUCUUGGCGCUCGCACGAGCUACUCCAAGUAUGCGGCCGCUGCCGGGCUUCAAGAGGGCCUAUUUGGCGUAUGCAAAGCCUAUGCUCUGUACGACGACGCCGUCGGCUACGCCCAAGGCAUGAACUUCCUAAUCAUGCCAUUGCUGUUCAAUAUGCCGGAGCAAGAGGCUUUCUGUCUCCUCGUUCGUCUAAUGAAUCACUAUCACUUGCGCGACCUGUUUGUUCAGGACAUGCCCGGACUACACAUGCAUUUGUAUCAGUUUGAACGCCUCUUGGAAGACAUUGAGCCUGCGCUGUACUGCCAUCUGCAUCGACGGGGUAUUUCGCCGCAUCUAUACGCCACGCAGUGGUUUCUGACGCUCUUCGCGUAUCGCUUCCCGCUGCAGCUGGUGCUUCGCAUAUACGAUCUGAUUCUUUCUGAGGGCCUAUCGGCAGUCCUUCGGUUCGGACUUGUUCUCAUGCAAAAGAACGCUGCGACGCUACUUGGUAUCUCUGAUAUGCAGCAGCUCACGACUCAUCUCAAGGACAAGCUCUUCGACGUGUACAUCGACAAGGAUCCGAGUCAGGGGAGUCUCCUCGAGAAUGGCUUCUUCGGCAGCUCGAGUUCAAGCCAGGACAAGGAGGUGUAUAGGGCAGACCAGUUCGUCCGAGACGCAUGUGAAGUCAAAAUGACACCCGAGACCCUGAAAAUAUACACCGCUGAGUGGGAGGAGAAAACGAGGGCCGAGCGCGAUCGGGAGAUGGAGCUACAGGAGCUUCGGGCUGCCAAUCAAGGCUAUGCCGUCAAAGUCCGAAAGCUCGAGGAGCGGGUCGAGGUUUGCGACCGCGAGCAAGCCGCCCUGGCCACGGAACUAGUCCAUACCAAGGUCAGCAACGAAGAGCUCCGGGACGAGAACGAGAGCCUCAAGGGCCAAGUUCGCGAGCUCAAGGUGGUGAUUGAGAAGCAGCCGGCCGAGAUCGAGGAGUCGUGGAAACUGGAGAGGGACGACUUGAUGAAACGAAACGAAAACGUUCACGUUGAGAAUCAGAAGCUGGAAAAAGAGAUGGCGGAAUUGGAAGAAGAACUGGUCCAAACCAAGAUGCAGUACGCCGAGAUCAACUCCCAACACGAGACGCUUACUCGUAAAUGGUCUGAUCUCAGGCGCCAAUUUGCGUAA
Molecule: messenger RNA, 2538 nt
Organism: Hirsutella rhossiliensis
Lineage: Eukaryota; Fungi; Ascomycota; Sordariomycetes; Hypocreales; Ophiocordycipitaceae
Product: rab-GTPase-TBC domain-containing protein
Exons: 6
Coding region: 1-2538 (845 amino acids)
Source: RefSeq, a predicted model, not a curated record